AUGUCAGCCAGACAGGGUCAGGUCAAGCCUGGUGCCAGUGACCGGGCUUCCAUCCCCACUCCGCCCGUCAAGUUCCCUCUGGAUGACAAGCCAGGACCGCUGUCAACUCGCAAGCAGCAGAGGUAUGCCACUGCGAAGCCUAAACAAUCCCGAGGCUUCUCUGGCUGGCUCAUCUCCUUUGGUACUCGUGCCACCAUCUUCUACCUCAUCUUCGCCGCAUUAUGGACUUGCCCUUCGCGACCCUUUGCUUUCGACUACUCGGCCAAGGAUCCGCGACCUGUCUGUCGCAACUUGGCACAGGCUCACCACCAACUCGCUUCCAUCGUUACUCCUUAUAUUCGCCGGGCGCAAAAGAAAGCGGAACCGUACACUCGCCCCGUCAUCCAGGCUGCGACGCCAUGGGUCAAGCGUGCUAACAAAGUAGCUCGUCCCAUCUACCGUGAGGCUGACAAGCGAGGUCGCCUCAUCUGGAAGAAGCGCAUUGAUCCUGCGCGUCGUCGUGCUCUCAAAAAGGCACGCAAGCGAAUCGACCCUUACGUCCAGCAGGCCCACUCGUAUCACAAGCGCAACGUCCAGCCUCACAUCAAUACGGCUCACAAGGCUGUCAAGCCCUACCACGAUAUCUACCAGCGUGACGUCUCUCCCUAUGUCGACCGCGCCUACCAGUACAGUCUGCAGUCUCCUUCCGUCUCGUAUGCCUUCUACAUGGACAAGGUUCACCCCCGUGUCGUACACGCCAUCAAGCAGGUCUACAGCUUCUUUGUCAAUCACGUCGGCCCCGCCGUGCGCAGAUUCUACAGUCUCUACGUCCGACCUCAGCUCGAUCGUCUUAUCGCUAAGGUGUACCAACGCAAGGCUCACUACCUCGGCUCUGAUGCCAUCAAGACAGCCCAGAGCGAGAUGAAGCAGGCAGCUAAAGAGGCUGAUAAGCACGCUAAAGAGUCGGUCAAGAAGGCGGAACAAGAUGCGAUCAAGGCUCAAACCCAUCCUUCCCUACUCGAUCGUGUCAAGCAAGCCAAAGAUGCUGUCGUCGACAGUGCUACCGGCAAAGAGACUGCUCCAGUCAAGCUUGCCCAACUCGAUGCUGAACAAGGAAAGACCAAAGAUCUUCUCCAAGUCUGGGAGAAUGGCAUGACUGACCUCAUCGAAAAGGAGUACAAGCUCGCCGUCGACCGUAUUGCCGAUCUUCGCAACAAGCGUCUUGCUGACUUGCCCGACCGAUUCGGCCUGAUCAACGAGGCUUUCGCCGAAGACACUGUUGCUCUCAUCCUUAACCGUGUUGAGCGUGGCUUGCGCAAACUUGCUGUCAAGCCCUCCGACUCUAACGCUGAGCUCAAGCAGAAGCUUGCUGCAGGUAACAAGCUCGUUGAUCAGCAGAUCGCCAAGUUUGACCAAGCUACUCUGGAUACCAAGGCUCACAUUUCUGCCUUCUACGAGGAGCUGCUCCAGCAAGAGAGGCAGGCGAUCGAGACUAGCAGCGCUGAAGUGCGUCGCUAUGCUGCUGCUGCCAAGGAGGCCUACGACGACAUCAUGCGCGAUGCCAAGUUCUCUGCCACUAUGGAUGAGUGGCAAGGCUGGGACCUCGGUGUCCGUAAGCGCGCCUCGAUGUUUGCCGAGGAGCUUGCGGCGGUGCAGAGCAACAAGAAGGCUGUCAGCACUGCUUCUGGUGCUGUGGAUCUGCGAAAGGAGGCUCCCGACAUGCAGAAGGAGAUCGACUCACUCCGCAAUUGGACCGACAAGCUGCACAAAGCGGCAAGGACGGAGUUGAUCGCGUACUGCGAUACUUCGCUUGCUCAGCUCGGUGGUGAAGGCGUCGCUGCCAAGAUCUCGGAUGUUACUGAUAGGUUGGUUGAGCAGGCUAGUCGUAUUAGCACUGAUGCCGCUGCUGGUAUGCUCGGUGCUGUUGGUGCUGCUAGGUCCAAGUUGGGACUUGGUGAACCUGCUUCGGAGGGAUAUGUGGCUAGGGCCAAGUCGUACCUUGCUUCGGGCACUGGUUCUGGUUCGUCCUUUGACGACUACAUCAACAGUCUCAACGCGAAUGUGGCUGCUGCUGGAAGCUCCGUUUCUUCUGUAGCCGCACAGGCUAGCAGCAGUAUUGCAUCGGCUGUCGGUAGCUCUUCCACUCCUGCUGUGGCUAGAGCUUCAGCUGCUGUCGCCGAUGCAGCCAGCGGUGUCGCUGCCAACGUCCAAGCUGCUACCGGUAAAGCCACCGAUGCAGCUGCUUCUGCUGCCUCUUCUGCCUCUUCAGCUGCUAGCAAAGCAAGUCGCAGUGCCGCUUCUGCCCUCGGUGCUUCUCCUACUCCCGAGACGCUGGAGGACUACACAGAGGUGGUGAAGGACAACGUCAAUGCCGCUGCUGGUAAAAUGGGAGGUGUUGCUCAAGCGGCCACCUCUUCUGCUUCUUCGCUUGCUUCGGUUGCGUCCAAGUCUGCUGGUGACGUUGUGGGCGCAGAUGCUUCUUCAGCUCUGUCCGCUGCAUCGGUUGUAUACGCGUCUGCCAGCUCAGCCGCCCAAUCUGGUGCUUUGUCCGCAUCGUCGGCAGCAUCUGUGGUGUCCAAGUCCGUCAGCUCGGCUGCCGCUCCUGGUGCUUCAUCAGCCUCCUCUUUGGCUUCGGUUGCGUCCCGAUCGGUUGGCUCGGCCGCUGCAGAAGGGGCGUCUUCCGCAUCCACGCUUGCCUCGGUCGUGUCCAAGUCGGCUGGUUCAGCUGCGGCUUUGGGUGUUUCCUCUGCCUCUUCCCUCGCCUCAGCCGCGUCCAAGUCUGUAGAUUCGGUCGCCGCAUCAGGUGCAUCAUCAGCAUCUUCUCUCGCCUCCGCAGCUUCCCGAUCAGCCGCUUCUGCAGUCGGCGCCUCUUCCUCCCCCUCCACCUUCGCUGACCGUGUAGAGGAUCUUCAAGACUCCGCAAGCGUCAUUUAUGGAUCAGCAGGAGUGAUUUACGGCUCAGCAGCUAGUUCUGCUUCUUCUAUCGCCAGCAAGGCUGGCAGAUCAGUUGCUUCGGCUGUCGGAGCUUCGCCUACGCCUGAGACGCUAGAGGAUUACGUGGAGGAUGCGAAGGAUGCGACUCAGUCGAUUGCUAGUAAGGUGGCUAGCGUCGCUCAUGUUGAGUUGUAA
Ustilago hordei is the source of this 3108-nucleotide messenger RNA. RefSeq lists its product as uncharacterized. Lineage: Eukaryota; Fungi; Basidiomycota; Ustilaginomycetes; Ustilaginales; Ustilaginaceae. Bases 1 to 3108 code for a protein of 1035 amino acids. The transcript has a single exon. The record is from RefSeq and is a predicted model, not a curated record.